AUGGACCACGGACAUCACGAACUCACGGCGGCUAACCGUGACACCUGGGAUUCAAAAGCAAAAGACUAUGAUGCAAAGCCAUGGCAAAAGAAGAUAGCCUCCCAAGUAGCAGAAGCCUUGACUUCUCACGCCGAUUGGCUGGGAGCGCAUUGGGCUUCUACAGAGAACAGAGGAUGCCGUCUUCUAGACUAUGCAUGUGGAACAGGCAGUGUAACUCGCGCACUAAGCACCCACAUAACCCAUGCCACAGGCCUUGACAUUUCUCCCGCUAUGUUGGAGCAAUACACCGCUUUACUAUCAUCUUCCCAUCCAUCCCUGCACAUCUCCACAGCAGUUGCAGAUUUCUGCUCUCCCUCCCCUGAUCACGCUCUCUCGGGCCCAGAAUUCCACAACUUCAACAUCGCAGGUGUAGCCCUCGGAUUCCACCAUUUCUCCUCUCCCGCCACCUGUCUCUCUAGCCUCUACUCCCAUCUCUCUCCUUCUGGUGUGUUAUUCGUAAUCGAUUGGUUACCAAACACUGUGAAAGCAGAGGAUCAUGUGGGAAGUAAGCGUGUUCAUCCAGAAAGCGUGCAAGAGGAAGAAACAGAAGAAUGGAAGAAGAUGAAGAAAACGAUCAAAACCAAUGGGUUUGAGGAAAAAGAUAUGAGGAAGUUGUUCGAAGGGGCUGGGUUUGAAGAUUUUGGGUUUGUGGUUUUGGAGGAGAAGUUUGUGUUGGAGAUGAAUGGGAAGAAGGUGGAGAAGACUGGGUUUAUUGCAAAGGGGAGGAAGGUGUGA
Messenger RNA from Aureobasidium subglaciale EXF-2481, 774 nucleotides. RefSeq lists its product as uncharacterized. NCBI's taxonomy places the organism in Eukaryota, Fungi, Ascomycota, Dothideomycetes, Dothideales, Saccotheciaceae. The coding region runs from base 1 to 774 and encodes 257 amino acids. The transcript has 3 exons. The record is from RefSeq and is a predicted model, not a curated record.